UAGCCUCGCAGAAUUAUGCCAAGCCCCUGUUCCGUGGAGAGUGCGAGACGUUACUCUAGUGAGGGUCGCUCUAUCCGGAAACUGAACUUUGAACUCCCCGCGCACGCCUGGGUCCUCGCACAGAAGCAGCUGAGGGACACACCAGGCUCACGCUGCGCACAAAGAACGCUCUGCUGCAUCAGAAACCGAAGGUCCUGCUGCGUGUGCGCAACCAAUGAAACGUCCCGACUGUCAAUCAACCCCCAGGAGGCGGGCCCACCGGAGCACCGCCGGAAGUGGGUGUGGCCACUGUACGCAAGCGCGCGUGACGUUACAGGCGCGUCCGUCGCCGCCGUGGGUCUGCUGUUGCCUUUUGACGCCCUCCGGUGGCGGCGCUUGGUGUCCGUUGCCCAGGCCGGAGCGGUCGGAGCUCUCGCGAGCCGGGAGAUGGACUCGGUGGCCUUUGAGGAUGUGUCAGUGGACUUCAGCCAGGAGGAGUGGGCUCUGCUGGACCCUGUACAGAAGCAGCUCUACAGAGACGUGAUGCAGGAGACCCUGAGGAACCUGGCCUGUGUAGGGAGCAGAUGGGAAGACCAGAACAUUAAAGAGGAGCCCAAAAUCCAGGGGAGAAACCUAAGAAGUUAUUUAAUUCGGAGACUCUGCAAAAAUAAAGAAGGUGGUCAGUAUGGAGAUCACUUCAGCCAGAUUUCAGAUUCCAGUGGAACCAAGAAAACUACUGGAGAAAAACCAUACAAGUGUAGUGUUUGUGGGAAGGGCUUCAUGCUUCAUUCAUCUCUUAUUAGGCACAUUAAAGCCCACCCCGGACAUGAACUUGAUGGGUUUCGAUAUGGAGAGAAGCCAUAUAAAUGCAAGGAAUGUGGGAACACCUUCAGUUACCUCAAAUCCUUCCAAAGACAUGAAAGGAAUCACACUGGAGAAAACCCCUAUAAGUGUAAACAGUGUGGAAAAACCUUCGUGUACUACCAGCCCUUUCAAACACACAAACUCACACACAGUGGAGAAAAGCCAUACCAAUGUAAGCAUUGUGGGAAAGCUCUGAGUUCUCCUAGUUCUCUGCGAAUUCAUGAAAGAAUUCACACUGGAGAGAAGCCCUAUGCAUGUAAGAAAUGUGGGAAAGCUUUCAGCUGUCCCAGUUCUAUUCAAAUCCAUGAGAGAACCCACACUGGAGAGAAGCCUUAUAGAUGUGAGGAAUGUGGGAAAGCCUUCGUUUCCCGAACAAGUGUCCAGACACAUAUGAUAACCCACAAUGGAGACAGACCUUAUAAAUGUAAGGAGUGUGGGAAGGCAUUCAUCCGUCCCAGUUUUUUACGUGUACAUGAACGAAUCCAUACUGGAGAGAAACCCUAUGAAUGUAAAGAGUGUGGGAAAGCCUUCAGAUGUUCCACUUCCAUUCAGAUUCAUGAAAGAACUCACACCGGAGAGAAACCAUAUAAAUGUAAGGAAUGUGGGAAGGCCUUCAGUGCUCGCCCUGCUUUCCGAGUACAUGUGAGAGUACACACAGGAGAGAAACCCUAUAAAUGCAAAGAAUGUGGGAAAGCCUUCAGUCGCCUCAGUUACUGUCGGGUGCAUGAAAGGACGCAUACUGGAGAAAGACCCUAUGAAUGUAAAAAGUGCAGGAAAACUUUCAACUACCCUCUGGAUUUGCAAAUACAUGAACGAAAUCAUACUGGAGAAAAACCUUAUGAGUGUAAGGAAUGUACAAAAGCCUUCAUUUCUCUUGAGAACUUUCGAAGACACAUGAUAACACACACUGGAGAAGGGCCUUAUAAGUGCAGGGAGUGUGGAAAGGCAUUUAUUUUCCUCAGUGCAUUGCAAACCCAUGAAAGAACUCAUACCGGAGAGAAACCGUACGAAUGUAAACAGUGUGGGAAAGCCUUCAGUUGUUCUAGUUAUGUCCAGAUACACGAAAGAACUCAUACUGGAAAGAAACCCUAUGAAUGUAAGGAAUGUGGAAAGGCCUUCAUUUACCCCACAAGCUUUCGAGGACACAUGCGAAUGCACACAGGAGAGAAACCCUACAAGUGUAAACAGUGCGGGAAAGCCUUUAGUCUUUGCAGCUCUUUCCAAAGACAUGAGAGAACUCACAGUGAAGAGAAACAUUUUGAAUGCAAGCAGUGUGGGAAAGGCUUUACUCUGUCCACAUCCUUAAAUAAACACGUGAAGUUGCACAGUAGAUAGAAACCCAAUGAGUGACAAUGAGGGAACAUUCUCAAUUCAACAAACAGGUUUUCAGUCAUGGCUUCCCGCUGUGGAAAAAUCCUAUAAAUAUAGGUAAUAUAGGACUCUAGAUACAAAGUAAUUCAUGUAUGUCUUAGUUUUUCAUUGCUAUAACAAAAUACCCCACACCCACAAGUUAAAAAGAAAGGUUUGUUUUUGCUCCACAAUUUAAGCGGUUUCAGUCCAUAGUUGGCUCCAUGGCAGGCAGGCAGGAAGUACAAAGCCUUCCUUUCUGUCCCUUUGUGUUCCAGGCCAGGAGCUGAUUGAUGAGUGCCUCCCACACUCGGGAUGGGUCCCCCUUCAGUUAACUCAGUCAGCCAAACCCAGAGUUAUGGUAAUCCGAUGAGGGGACAAAUGCAUCCUUAGUCUAUACUCAUACACCCUAGGCCCAGCCACCCCUGAAAAGCCUCCCCUACAAGCGAGAGGACAUGAGGCUUUCAAGAGACAGCUACAACAAUAUAUGAUGAGCCACUAAAUGAUAGGGAUUGAAACUAAGUUGUUUGCUCUGCCACUGAACUGCACCCCCCGUUCAGUGUUGGACUGUGUACUUAGUGUGCACAAGUCCCUGAUUUUAUCUCUAACACAGCAAAAGAGAAUGAUAGUAGUGGCACAUGCUUGUGAUCCCAACAGUCAGGAGGCUGAGGCAGGAGAAUUGCUACAAUGUGAAGACCAACAUAGGCCCCAUAGUGAGUUUAAGGCCAACCUGAACUACAAAACAGACCAUGUGCCAAAAAAUAACAGAAGACACUUAGUACUGUGUUGUGUGCUUGUAAUCCCAGCAUUCAGGAGACUGAGGCAGGAGGAUUGCCGUGAGUUCAAGGCCAACCUGAGCUACAUAGUGAGACUUAAAAAAAUUAACAAAAGAAAAGCAGGUGUUACAGAGUGACUGCCCUCCCCAGCUCCUCCCCAAUUUGGUGUGGAGCAAAUUGCUUCCUUUCAUCAAUUAGUUCUGUUUCCUGUGACUGCUAAAUGCUCUCCCUCAGCACCUUCCCAUGUGUGCUCAAAAACAAUGUAUUGUGAAGCAAAAGCUUCUGUAAAUAUUUAUUACAAAUGUUGUAUCAACCAUUUUCAGACAAUUUGUACAUUAAUAUUGCCAUCUCCACUUCCUGAGGUGAUAUUAAAAUAUAUCAUGCCACAUAUGAGUACUCAGACCAGCUUUCUUUGUGAAGUCGAUCUUACAUUCUAGCCCAUCCCUAGUGGAUGCAUAGUUUCGGGUAUUUUCCUCGGGCAUGUUUCAUCAUCAUACUUAACAAAUUUUGUCAUGAAACUAAUCUUGCAUUCAUUCAUGCUUAAAACUAAAUAUUUAAGUUGUAGUUCAGUCCCCGCCCUAUAACCUAAGAUAGCCAAGGUCACACAACUUAUUUUUUUCUGUAAAGUAAAAGCAAUAGAGGCUAAUUUCAUAAGUAGUGCCAAACUACCCAGGGAGCAGGCCCACUCUGUAAUCCGAGCACGCAGGAGGCUGAAACAGGAGGAUCACAAAUCCAAGUACCAAAUGAUCAAUUUAGACCUUGUCUUAAAACUUUUUUUUAAACGGGCUGUAGCUCCUCACAAAGACACAGGGUUGAAUACCUAGAGCUACAGGACAAAAAAAAAAAAAAAAAUUCAAAUUAAAAGAUGGAAAUUUGGGCUUUGUUCUUUUGUACAUUUAUCCUUGUUUCUGUCUUGAUCCAUGCUAGCUGCCAGGAAGCUCUGCCUGGUGAGAGAGGUAUGUGACAUUUGCACUUGGCAUUAUUUUGGUACCAUACACGAUGAAUAGAAGUACAUUGAACAUUGGAGUUCCAUUUAGGGAAGGGUUAUGAUAAUCUAGAGUUUAGCCCAUUAUGAACUUUUCUGGGGAAGUGUGUGAUUCUGAGGAUUGAACCUAGGACAUUUGCACUGAGAUACACCCCUUGUAUCUAAGGUAAAGUUGUACAACCUGGGCUCAAACUUGUGACUCCCUUGACUCUACAGAGGGUAUCCUGUUUUAAUGAAAAACAUAGUACUCCAUUCGUGGAAUCCAUGAACAGAAUAUUUGUUGUCUUUGAGAUAAAGGUCUUGCUUUUAUCCACGCUGGCCUCAAACUCCUAGGCUCAAGCAGGUAUCCUCAGCCUCCUGAGUGGCCGAGGCUCCAGACAUGCAUACCAUACCUGAUUAAAUCUGCGCUUUAACAAAUAUGGUACUGUAAGGGCACAUCUAUAGAAUAACAGACUUAAGAUGUGUUAGGGCAAAUUUAAACCCAAAUAGUGGCCUCUGCCUGUGCUCCUGCUGCCAUCAGGUAAGCACCUUGCUAAAUUCAGUCAGCCUGAACUGUCUGAGUCCAGCUACUGUUCUCCUGAUAAUGCACUGGACCAACCUGGUUACCCCCAGCAGAAAAUACUAUUUCCAACUUGCUUCAAGGACUUUGUCUAGGAAAAGUCACCCAGUCAAGCACACCCGCAUCCUUGCUUGCACCCCUCGCCCCCGGGACGUUCAUACAUUAUGGUAAGCAGUUCUUUUUACAUAAGUCUGUUUAGAAUUCAUUUUCCUGAUGGUACAUGACUUAAUUCAAUUCAUGCAACAGUUGUAUAAUAACCUGCCAUUUACCAGGGAUUUAGCUCAGAGGCAUAAGCACCUGCCUUGCAAGUACAUGGUCAUGAGUUCUAUCCCCAGUACAAAAAAUUAAAAAAAAAAAAAAAAAAAAAAA
Cavia porcellus (domestic guinea pig) is the source of this 4879-nucleotide messenger RNA. Its product is annotated as zinc finger protein 791-like. Lineage: Eukaryota; Metazoa; Chordata; Mammalia; Rodentia; Caviidae. Gene Ontology annotation, biological process: regulation of DNA-templated transcription. The transcript is spliced from 4 exons. Bases 16 to 2178 code for a protein of 720 amino acids. Gene Ontology annotation, cellular component: nucleus. The record is from RefSeq and is a predicted model, not a curated record.